AAAGUAGUGGCCUGGUGAGUUCUGUUGAAGAAUCUCGUACAAUCGUCUCGUAUCGACAUGACCGAGACUAUCUCCCCCGACUAUCUUGUCAUCGGCGCGGGUGCCAUGGGCAUGGCCUUCGUUGAUACUCUGAUCUCUGACAAGGACGCUACGGUGGCCAUCGUCGAUCGCUAUUCCCGUCCGGGGGUUCAUUGGACGCUUGCAUACCCGUUUGUCGCCCUUCACCAACCGUCCGACGUCUACGGCGUCAAUUCUCGCCAGCUCGGAGAUGAGAAAAUAGUUGGAUACAACAAAGGCCUUGCCGAGGUGGCAACGGGCGAUGAGAUCGUCGCCUAUUACACUAAGGUCCUGAACACUACUCUCCUUCCGUCUGGUCGCGUUACCUACUACCCACUGCACAACUACACCGGGGAUGGAGAGUUCCAAUCGAUUGCCACAGGCAAGAUGUUCUCGGUCGGACCAAGCACUCGUAUUGUGGACUCCACAUACGUGAAGGUCACGGUCCCCUCUAUGAGUCCACCUUUGUAUGAGGUCUCAGAAAACGCCAACCUUGUUACGCCCAACGCCUUAGCGACUCUAAAGCGACCUUAUGGCGCCUAUACAAUCAUUGGAGCCGGGAAGACUGCAGUCGACUCAUGUUCGUGGCUGCUAGCUCAAAACAUUGACCCGAAGGAUAUUUCCUGGAUCAUGCCGCGCGACUCCUGGUUCAUAGAACGCGCUAUUCUCCAGCCUCCAGAGGCUACGCCCAACCCUGAACAACUGCUGGAAGAAAAAACCAAUGCCAUCAUGGGGUCCAAAACAUCUCAAGAGAUGUUUCAUCGCAUGGAGCAACUCGGACACGCCCACCGUCUAGACAAGAGAAUCGAGCCUACCAUGUUCAGGCACGCGAUUGUCACAAAAGCAGAGUUUAAAGAGAUGAAGAAAGUCAAGAACAUCAUACGCCAGGGACGAGUCAAACGCGUUGACCCAGACAAAGUCACCUUGGAGAAGGGCACAUACACUCCUGUGCCCGACACUCUCUUCAUUGACUGCACUGCGCCUGGCUUAGGGAACGUGCCCCCUGUUCCUGUCUUCAAUAGUAGAAACAUCACUAUUCAGAACAUAAAGUUCUUCCAGCCCACGUUCAGCGCUGCUCUCAUUGGACACGUCGAAGCCAGUUUCGACGAAGAAAAUCUCAAGAACACUCUUUGCGACCCUUUUCCAUACACUCGCGAACCGGCGGAUUACCCUACGACCCUCCUGGCUUCUAUGAAAAACAGGCUCAAGUGGAUGGAAGAGCCCAAGGUGAGUGAAUGGUGUGCAAAGUCUCGUCUUGACUUUCCCGUCAUGGGUCCGCCGCCCAGAGAUCCUGAGAAGGCCGCAGCUUUCAAUGCCAGUAUCGAGCAACAAAUCAGAGGUCUCUGUGAUCACUUUGAACGGAUGGCAAAGAAUGACGCUGCAAGUGUAGCCUAGCUGUAAUGCCGAAGUAUUCUUUGAGACCAUUCUCCUUUGUUUCUCAAG
Molecule: messenger RNA, 1500 nt
Organism: Aureobasidium pullulans EXF-150
Lineage: Eukaryota; Fungi; Ascomycota; Dothideomycetes; Dothideales; Saccotheciaceae
Exons: 2
Coding region: 58-1452 (464 amino acids)
Source: RefSeq, a predicted model, not a curated record